Molecule: messenger RNA, 8795 nt
Organism: Chara braunii
Lineage: Eukaryota; Viridiplantae; Streptophyta; Charophyceae; Charales; Characeae
Source: the annotation of a GenBank genome assembly
GACGAGGGCACGAGCGUCGAGAGCUGUGCUUGGCUUGGCUUGGCUUGGCUUGGCUUGGGAGGCACAACAGCGCAUCUCUAGGAGAGGGAGGUGGUUGAGGGGGAGGAAAGCUGCGAAGCUAAUUUGCGUGGAGCAGGUGAUCGGCAUAGAGACAGAGGAACCGUCGGGAUCUGUGCACUGAACGCACCGGACGACGAACAACGCGCCCACCGUUCUGUAAGAGCCGCCUUACGCAACUACCGUGCCCGAAGGGAAGACUGACUGAACGAAGAUAGUUGAGACAACUGGCGAAGACAAGUUCCACUCCAUCAAGAUGGCGGUCGAUGUGGUUCCUCCUCGUAAUAUAGAGGUUCCACGGCUGACGACAAUGCUCCGGGCGACUAGGCCUUAUGGGCCGGUGUUUGACAUCGAUGUGGAAUUUGUGAAGCGCAAGAUGGCACUCGAAGCACUGAAGGCUAAGAGAUCUCCACUGCCCAAGUCUCAGGUUGGAAGGUCCGAGUUUGCACGCAAAAUCAUCCCAUCAUGGGACACGGCACCUCAAGAGGCACGAACCACAUACGAAGAGUUUCUUGGAGUCAUUGGGGAAGUUACUGGAGGGGAGAUGCAAUCCGAGGAGAUCCAUCAGGCGGCUGACGUCAUAUAUGAACAUCUGUGCGAUGCUAAUGCUGGCCGGAGUGGCGGAAUCUCCGGGACCUACCUACAGGAGAAGAAGAAGGAGCUGGUGUCCCUUCUUGGCCAUGUGUCCUCUGACGCAGCAUUGCGGAAGGCAGCUGAUGUGGCAGUCAAGCUGAGAGGGUGGCAAGCAAAGCUGAAGGAGCUGUCUGCCACAGAGAGGACUGAGGCGAGACCGGCAUCAGAGGGGAGAUCGACGGCUGUAAUGUCUUCCAUGAAAGAGGGCAAAGAAUUCGGUUCAUGGAUGGAGUUCCAACUGCGACCGUUUUGGGAAGCAGAGGAUGAGGAUAUCGACGAGGACGACGAGGAAGAUGUCGAUGCGGAAGUGCUCGAGGCGUCAGGGCUCUUGGAAUCGAGUGAGGCGAGGAGAGCAGGAUCGGAAUCUUGGGCAAGUGUCAGCGGGGCUGGAUGGGAUGAGAGGAGUUCGACACCUGCAGACAUCGGUGGGCAUGCAGAAGAAGCGGGGAGCUUGCGAUGGCUGAAACGAGUUUGUGACCACUUUGCGUCAUUGGGAGGAGGCGCACAGUUCACCGGGGAUGAAUUGGCGCUAAAUAUCUGCAGGGCACUUGACUCAGACGACUCGAUCGAGAAGAUCGCCAACGAGAUUGUGGAGUUAGUGGGCUAUGAUUCGUUGGAUACAAUUCAAGUGAUCAUAUCGCAUCGGAAAGGGAUUGUUGCAGCCGCAAGAGCAGCAAUGUCAGCUGUUGCGGAUGAUUCAGGUGGUGGAAAGCAGCAGGGACGUAUGCCCACGUAUGGAACUCAGGUCAGUGUGCAGAGUGAGACUGACCGCCAAUUGGACAAAAUCCGGCGCAAGGAGGGGAGAAGGCAAGCGAAAAAGGGAGGGAUUACAGUUGAUCCAGAGCUUGGCUGGUUGUUCAGGGCUGGAGGUUUCCAGGCGCUGGUCUCUGCAGAAGAGAGGAAGGAGGACAUUAUAGACAGGGCUAUCGGCACAGGCGAUGGGGCUGCAGGGAGUACAGGGGGAACAGGGUUGCCGUCAGGCAGUAGCAGGAAGGUUUUCAAGGGCUAUGAAGAGGUUCAUGUGCCGCCGGCCCCUGUUGUACCAAUGAAGGCGGAGGAGAAGCUGGUGAAAAUUUCUGAGCUGGAUGAAUUUGCGCAGCUUGCAUUCGAAGGGUACAAAACCCUUAAUCGGAUUCAGAGUCGCAUAUUUGACACUGCCUACAAUACAAACGAGAACAUUCUUGUAUGUGCUCCCACAGGUGCUGGGAAGACAAACAUUGCCAUGAUCUGUGUGCUGCAUGAGGUAAAGCAACACUUCAAGUAUGACAUUUUGCAAAAAGACGAGUUCAAGAUUGUGUACGUAGCUCCUAUGAAGGCUCUGGCAGCGGAGGUUACAGCAGCUUUCUCAAGGAGAUUGGCCCCUCUUGGCUUGGCGGUGCGAGAAUUAACGGGGGACAUGCAGCUGACGAAGAAAGAGCUAGAAGAGACUCAGAUGAUUGUUACAACGCCUGAAAAAUGGGAUGUGAUAACAAGAAAAAGCAGUGAUGUUGCACUCGCUUCACUUGUGAAGCUGUUGAUCGUUGAUGAAGUCCAUUUGCUAAAUGAUGAUCGAGGACCUGUCAUUGAGGUUCUCAUUGCAAGAACCCUUCGUCAGGUGGAAGCAACUCAGAGCAUGAUUCGGAUCGUGGGACUCUCAGCUACUCUUCCAAAUUACCUGGAGGUAUCCAAGUUCCUCCGCGUCGGCAGUCGAGGGCUGUUUUUCUUUGAUGCCAGCUAUCGACCAGUCCCUCUUUCACAGCAAUACAUCGGCAUUACCGAGCAAAAUUACAUGGCCAGAAAUAAUCUAAUGCAUGAGAUUUGCUACCGAAAGGUGGUUGAUUCCGUGAAGCGGGGAGAGCAGGCUAUGGUGUUUGUCAAUUCUCGAAAGGACACCGUGAAGACGGCACGUAUUCUGAUCGAGUUCGCUCAGAGAUCUUCACAGCUUGGUUUCUUCAGCAGUGAAAAGCACCCAAGCUAUGGGCUCUUCAAGAAAGAGGCUGGGAAGUCGCGCAAUCGAGAUCUUGCACCAUUCUUCCAGGCGGGCUUUGGAACACAUCAUGCAGGAAUGCUACGUCAGGAUCGGUCAUUAACCGAAAGAAUGUUCAGUGAAGGACUGCUGAAGGUGCUUGUCUGCACGGCAACGCUUGCUUGGGGAGUCAAUCUUCCUGCUCACACGGUCAUCAUCAAGGGUACACAACUGUAUGAUGCCAAAGCGGGUGGAUUCCGAGAGCUUUCGAUGCUUGAUGUCAUGCAGAUAUUUGGACGAGCUGGCCGGCCGCAGUUUGACACCAGCGGAGAGGGAAUCAUUAUCACCACCCACAACAAGCUUGCACAUUAUCUCCGUCUGCUUACACAUCAGCUGCCCAUUGAAAGCCAGUUCAUAAGCUCAUUGAAGGACAACCUGAAUGCUGAGGUAGUGCUUGGAACUGUGACAAAUGUGAGAGAGGCAAGCAUCUGGCUGGGCUACACUUAUUUGUAUGUGCGGAUGCUGAAGAACCCCCUUGCUUAUGGUAUCACGUGGGAACAGAUUACUAUGGAUCCAGGCUUGGUAUCAAAGAGGAAGGAGCUGAUCACAGAUGCAGCAAGGUCACUAGACAGGGCAAAGAUGCUAAGAUUCGAUGAGAGGUCUGGAAACCUAUAUGUGACAGACCUGGGCCGAGUGGCGAGUCACUAUUACAUUCAGUACACCAGCGUCGAGACAUACAAUGAGCUCUUCAAGCCACAUAUGAGUGACAGUGAGUUGAUCAACUUGGUGGCACAUUCUUCAGAGUUUGAAAAUAUUGUUGUGAGAGAGGAGGAGCUGCCAGAGCUGUCUGCAUUGCUUGGGAUGUGUCCCCUGGAGGUCCGUGGCGGAGCAGAGGACAAGUAUGGGAAAGCCAACAUCUUGAUUCAGGUGUAUCUGUCGCGGAUUCAAGUUGAGGCAUUCUCUUUGAUUGCAGACAGUGCAUACAUAAAUGCUAGCUUGGGGCGAAUCAUGCGCGCUCUGUUCGAGAUAACUCUUCGUCGUGGUUGGUGCUCCAUGGCUGGUUUGCUGCUGGAAUACUCCAAGGCUGUUGACAAACGGAUCUGGCCUCAUCAGCAUCCUCUUCGUCAAUUUGAGUCUCUGCUUUCGGCAGAGGUCUUGAUGAAGCUGGAGGAGCGUGGCGCUGAUAUGAAUCGGCUUUAUGACAUGGAUGAGAAAGAAAUUGGAGCUCUGAUCAGACAUCCCCAUGCUGGCAAGGUGGUUGCAGCGUGUGUAAGCUAUUUGCCGUAUAUCCACCUUUCUGCGGUUGUCAGCCCACUAACGAGGUCGGUACUGCAGGUCUCUCUGACGAUAACACCAGAGUUCGUUUGGAAAGAUAAGAUCCAUGGAAAAUCUGUAGGAUGGUGGAUAUGGGUGGAGGACUCGGCAAACGAGCACAUUUAUCACAAUGAGUACUUCCGGCUAACCAAGAAGAUGUUCAUGGAGGGUUCAUAUACUCUGGGGUUCACGAUUCCGAUCUUUGAGCCCCUUCCACCGCAGUACUAUAUCCGUGCAAUCGCAGACUCCUGGUUGGGGGCAGAGACAUUGCACACUGUGUCCUUUCAACACCUGAUUCUUCCCGAGAGGCACCCUCCACAUACGGAGCUGUUGGACCUGCGCCCGCUGCCAAUCUCUGCGCUGAAGAACCCUGUUUACGAGAGCCUGUAUAAAUUCACUCACUUCAAUCCGAUACAGACGCAGGCUUUCCAUGUGCUUUACCAUACGGAUCACAAUUUGUUGCUAGGAGCCCCAACGGGAUCCGGCAAGACCAUAUCCGCUGAGCUUGCGAUGCUACGGGUGUUUAAUACGCAACCAGACUCCAAGGUGAUUUACAUAGCUCCCCUGAAGGCACUUGUUAGAGAAAGAAUUCAGGAUUGGAAGAAGAAUUUGGUACCCAAGCUUGGUAAACGCAUGGUGGAACUGACAGGGGACUUCACUCCCGACUUGAAGGCUUUGCUCUCAGCGGAUAUUAUCAUUUCGACUCCAGAAAAGUGGGACGGCAUCAGCCGUAACUGGCAGAAUCGUGGAUACGUCAAAAUGGUUGGACUGGUCGUGCUUGAUGAAAUUCAUCUCCUUGGAGGGGAUCGAGGUCCUAUUCUAGAGGUUAUUGUUUCUCGAAUGCGGUAUAUAUCGGCUCAGACUGAACGACCAGUCCGCUUCAUUGGUCUCUCAACAGCUUUGGCAAAUGCAAGUGCGCGAUGCACUGCGCGGCACUUGGAUGUGCAGUGCGCCAGUGCGCCGGGCCGAGCGCGUUCCGUGCGCAUGGGAUACCCAGGGAAAUUCUACUGCCCUCGCAUGAUGGCCAUGAACAAGCCAACUUACAUGGCGAUCACAACUCAUUCGCCUGUGAAGCCAGUGCUGGUCUUUGUUUCCUCUCGGCGUCAGACCAGGCUCACUGCAUUGGACCUCAUCCAGUUUGCUGUUGCAGACGAACGGCCGCGGCAGUUCAUCAAUAUGGAAGAGCGUGAAAUCGAAGACACUGUGGCACAGAUUUCUGAUACCAACUUGAAGCAUACAAUUCAGUUUGGGAUCGGGCUUCAUCAUGCCGGGUUGAGCGAGCACGACAGGUCACUGGUGGAAGAUUUAUUUGCAAGAAACAAGAUUCAGGGUACGGAGUUCUAUGAUGCCAAGGGAAAGCGGUAUGUGGAUUUUCCUAUCACAGAUGUUCUGCAGAUGAUGGGGCGUGCAGGAAGACCACAGUUUGAUGAGCACGGAAAGGCGGUCAUCCUCGUUCAUGAACCAAAGAAGAGCUUUUGGAAAAAGGUGAUGAAUCCGACAUAUUAUAAACUCGAAGGGACAACCCAGGACACCAUCAACCUCUAUUUGUCCAGUCUUGUCAAUGAUGCCUUUCAGGCACUGGAAGAUGCCGGAUGUAUUGCGGUGAAUGAGGAAGUCAACACUGUGGAACCGCUGACCCCCGGAAAGGUGGCAUCCCUGUAUUACUUGAACUACACAACAAUGGCGUUGUUCACUGCCAACAUCAAUGAUGAGACGUCAGUUGAGGGACUUUUGCAUGUGCUGUGCGCUGCUUCGGAGUUCAAUGAGCUUCCUGUUCGCCAUAAUGAGGACAAACUGAAUGAGGAGCUUGCGCAGGACGUAAGAUGGGCAGUCGAUCCGCGGACAUUUGACGACCCGCACACCAAAACCAACCUCCUCCUGCAGGCACAUUUUUCGCGCUUGACUUUACCCGUCAGCGACUAUAUAACGGACACCAAGUCAGUGCUGGACCAAUGCAUGCGCAUUCUGCAAGCCAUGGUGGACGUGGCUGCAAACGGUGGAUGGAUGCAGACUGUAUUCAAUACAUUGCAUCUUCUCCAAAUGGCUGUGCAGGCGCUAUGGUGGGACACGGAUUCGUCGCUUCAGAUGCUGCCACAUGUCACAGAAGAUGCAAUGACAGCUCUUGUGGCGCGCGGCAUUAGCACUCUAGCAGAGCUCAUGACUGCUGGGUCUGAUAGAGUGAGGGAAGCGUUUCUGGCUGUGAUGUCCUCCGAUGAGGCAAAAGCAGCACUUCAGGCUGUUGGAAAUUUCCCAAGGGUGGACCUGAGAUGGGCAUGGAGGGAGAAAAACCCGAAGCCAGUGGCCGAAGAAAAGACCGUCGAAGCGGAAGCCGGGCCCAGCCUGGCUCUGGAGGUACAUCUUCGGAGACGGAAGGCCUCAGGAAGUCGCAGCCUACGAGCUUAUGCCCCGAGAUUCCCUAAGUUGAAGGAAGAAGGAUGGUGGCUUGUGUUCGGCGAUCCAACGACAGGUGAACUUCAUGCCAUCAAGCGCGUCAGCUUGAUCGACCGUCUUUCGACGCGGGUGACUGUAUCGAAGGCCACGUAUGAACGAAGUGAGGGCCUGGUUCUGUACCUGGUCUCUGAUUCGUACAUCGGACUCGAUCAAGAGCACCAAGUGAAGGCCCCUCCCCCGCCUGUGCAGAGUAUCUCUGAGCCAGUGGCCAAUCCAAUCAAGGAGAUGAUCCGACGAAAGAAUGCGGCCGUGGAGAGCCGCAGCUCAAAGCAGUCCUCCACUGAAGAGGAUGGCGAUAGGAAGGCCUCCGAUGAGGAGGAGGAGGAGGAGGAGGAAGAGGAGGGGUUGCUACGCAGAGCUGCAGGGCAAAGGACUGAGGGCGACGAAGUGUUCUACGACACGGCGGAUGCCUGAGAAGAUGCACGAGGCGACAACAGAAAACAUCGUCGGUAUAUAUAUAUAUUUAUAUAUAUAUAUAUCAUAACAGAAGAAGAUAUUCGGGAAAAGCAGGAGAUUCAUUUUCGUUUUGAAAUUUUGCAAUCGGAAAGCGAAGCUUCGAACAAGUUUCCCCUAUUGCUCUUUCAAGUAAGGGCCCGAUCGGAUCAUCCCACAUUCUUAUAGCCCACACUCGCAUUUGCGCACACUUUCUGAACCGAAUGUGGCUGUAAUAACAGUCAGAUGCAUCAGGAAAAGUCCUAUUGCGAGUAUGCCCUGAACUUGAGGACCAGUUUUUGCACUGUAGUCUCACUGUACCUUGAAUUUUUUGCAUCUAGGCGGAAGCCGGACUACAACACAAAUACUGGGAUGUGGUACCUGUAUCAGGCCCCGAGUGUUCCUGGAAUGAAAACAGAGUUCUGUUUCACUGUUUCUUUUCCCCCUUCUCUGAACCGAAUGUAGCUGUAAUAACAGUUAGAUGCAUCAGGAAAAGUCUUAUUGCGAGUAUGCCCUCAAUUUGAGGACGGGUUUUUGUACUGUAGUCUCAGUUCACCUUGAAUUUUUUUGCAUCUAGGCGGCAGCCGGACUACAACACAAAAAAUUGGUUGUGAACCUGAAAUUAAGAGUGUAGGAUGUAGUACCUGGAUCAGGCCCUAAGUAUUCCUGGAAUAAAAACAGAGUCCGCCCCCCCCCUCCCCYCCCCCGCCCCCCCUUCUUUUUCUGUGGACAGAGGAGAGAGUGUGUAACGUAUCGUGAGGGGCAAAUUGGCAAAUUGGCAAGUUCUGUAUCUUAGAAACAAGGAACGCAGAUUUCUGGAGAAUCUUCAAAGAACAAAAUACACUAUCAUCCAAAGCAUUUGGAAUUUUAGAACUGUCACAAGGUUAUAAAAAGGGGAGAAGGGAUUCAAGGCACGGAGGGAGGGAGGGAGGGAGGGUGGGAGGGAGGGAGGGAGGGAGGGGAUGGUGCGGGGAGAAGAUGAGGGUGCAGUGUGGAGAGAUGGGAGGAGGGUGCAAUGUGGGGAGAUGGGGGAGGGUGCAGCGCGAGGAGAUGGGAGGGCUGUGUGGGGUUGAGCUCGUCUGUGAAGAGUAGUAUUGAAAGGUUAUCUUUUAGCUAUGUGACCAACCAGCCCAAAGUUUGUGGUGUUUGGCAAAUUGAGGGUUUAUAAAUCUGUUUGGAACUCUGGAUAGGAUCCAUAAAUAGUAAAUACAUAUUAUAGCUGUACUCGGGGCAACUUCCAGUCGGGGCACAGCGAUAAUGACUGUACAUUCUCUAUUCAGGUGAAGACUGUGGUGUUGGGUCCUAACAGAAGAUAAGAGGGGUUGUAGGUGAACGACCACCAUAGCUGUGAUAGGUUAGCAGUCUUCUUUCAGAAGACAGCCAUGGCUGAGGAAGGAGGCCUCUGUCUGACAAAAGGAUGUCAGGCCUGCGGAGAACAGGAGUCACACAACCUGAGAGGCUACGAGAGUAAAUUUGAUUGCCGAAGACGGCGAAGAGUAGAUGACGGCGUUUUGACGGAUGCAGCAGAAAUUGUCGAGUUGUUGUGGAGUGGAAGUAGGGUAGAGAUUGCGGAGGAGGAUCAGAAACAUGGUUGCUAGUUUGGCGUGGUGGCGGUCGAGAUGGUGUGUAGGAGGACAGAGUUGUUCGUGGAAUAGGAGGGGGUUGCAUCUCCUCCUUUUUCUUUUCUUUUUUUUUUUCCCUUUUUCUUCCCUUUUUCGGAAGUUUUUCCCUUUUCCUUCCUUUUUUUUCUUUUUUUGCCUUUUGUUUUGUUUUGUUUUUGUUUUCAUUUUCAGUUCACUGUACUCCUUUUCUUUCCCAUUUUUUGCGGGCAUUGACCUUUCUUACUCCUCUGUUUCCUUCCGUGUGUCUCUCCUGCUUCUGAAAAGUUGGUAUUCACACACUCCACAUGGCUUCUCCUUCAUCUCCUUAUUACUUGCUUUGCAACAGUGUAGCAUGACAUCUC